UCCCCGUUACAUCAUUCCACAAUAUGGCAGAUUGUAGUGGCGGACGGGAUUCCCGUGCAAUCGAUUCCCGUGGCGAACCGCCUUCCAAAAAAUAUAAAACUACCAAAGAUUCAGUUUUUGAUAAAUACUGGGAUGACUCAAAUGCUGUGGAAAGACUUAAGAAAAUAGCUGAAUUGCUUACAACACGUGAUUACUGUUUCUGUUUGCUAAAGAUUUUGAAAUGCAAUGCAGACAAAGGGAAUGCCUUUUCACAAGCAUAUUGUGAAACUUCAACUAAUUCCAAAGAAACCAGUGCUGGAGCAAGGUCUAUUGAUGCAUAUCGUUUUUCAACUGUUUUCAAACAUGGAUACUCUAUGGUAAUGAAUUAUACAAAUGACAGGAAUAAUGUUCCUGAGAGACGAGGUGAUAGAAUUGCUUUGGAAAGGCUGUUGAACGUGUUGAUUAAUCUAAAAGAUAUUGAGGAGGCAUUGAAAAAUGCCCAAUCUGCCAAGGAAGUUGACUGGACAAUUACACUGGCUCAUCACCUUCUCAGAAAUUUGGCAGUUAAUCAAACUUACGUUGUUGACAAUCAUUACGCAGGAAGGUCAUGCAUCUGUUUUUGCUGCAAGCAAACAAUCACAGGAAGCUUUGGAGAUACAAGCAUUGGUUGCACUGCUGUAUGGCAUGGGUACCUUGACCUCAUUUUGGGUUCUGAAGUUCCUGUUAAAGCUGCAGAAGAUGAUGAUGAGGUGGUAUGUGAAGGGAAUAAGUCAUCCUCUGAAUUUCCAGCAAAACACAGGGAUCAGCUGAUUGCACAGACCAUUGUUUUUUCUUUUCUUCAGAAAAAAGAAAAAUCAACAUAUGAAAACUACCUGAUUCCAAGCAUUGGCAUUGCCAAGAAACAGGUCGUGCUUUUUUUAUAUGACAGUGAGCAUGACAUAUUGCUUGAGAGUAAACUGAUAAAAUUGUGGAGUCCAGGUGGUCACAUUAUCACAUCAGCAGUGUUAGCUGUUUGGUUAGCCAUCAAUUUCAGUUUUACAUGCUCUGGAGUAACAGAACACAUGAAAAAUUGUGGUUUUACUGCUGAUUUUCCAAAACAAGUUGGAAAAGAACUGAAAGUUUAUGAGAAAUGCUUAAGGUUUGGUUGUGGUCCUGGAAGUGAAGUAAAAGAAAUGUUUGAACCAGAAGUUUAUGACAUUUUUAAUUUGCAUUAAAUUUAGUUUCCCAAGGUUUGUUGGAUAUCAGAAUAAUUCGGUGUGUGUGGUUGCCUUAACAAUGCAUUUAGUUCUAUGCCAAAACCAUAAUCCUAGUUUUCCUCAUUGUAAUGUUUACCUUUACUUUCUUUUUAGCUCACCUGUCACAAAGUAGGACCUCUCUCAAGUUUGUUCAAAUAAUUUUGUUUUGCCCCUUUUAGGGGCCGCCAGAACUGAAAAUAGAAACAAGCCUUUAAACGACUUCUCUCAUGAACUGCAUGAUGCAUCUUCACCAAAUUUGGCCUUAAGCAUCCUUGCAAUGAUCUUUCUCGACUUUAUUAAAAGAAUUUUGUUUGGCCCCUUUCAGGGGCCGCUUGAGUUAAAAAUAGAAAAACCUUUAAACAACUUCUUCUCAUGAACCGCUUGAUGGAUUUUCACCAAAUUUUGCCUGAAGCAUCCUUGCAAGGACCUCUCUCAAGUUUGUUUACAGAAUUUGUUCGGCCCCUUUUAGGGGACGACAGAGCUAAAAAUAGAAAAAAAACCUUUUAAACAACUCAUGAACCGCUUGAUGGAUCUUCACCAAAUUUUGCCUGAAGCAUUGUUGCAAGGACCACUCAAAUUUGUUCAAAGAAUUUUGUUUGGCCCCUUUUAGGGGCUGCCAGAGCUAAAUUAGAAAAACCUUUAAAUGACUUCUCAUGAACCACUUGAUGGAUCUUGACCAAAUUUGGCCUCAAGCAUCCUUGCAAAAACUUCUCUCUAUUUUGUUCAAAUAAUUUUGUUUGGCCCCAAAAGGGGCCACCAAAGCUGAAAAUAGAUAUAACCCUUAUAGACUUCUUCUUAAGAUCCUCUUGAUAGAUCUUCGCCGUAUUUGGCCUGAAGCAUCCUUGCAUGGACCUCUCUGAAGUUUGUUUUGUUUUAAAAAAUUUGUUUGGCCCCCUUUUAGGGGCCGCCAGAGCUAAAAAUAGAAAAACCUUUAAACAACUUCUUCACAUGAACUGCUUGAUGGAUCUUCACCAAUUUGGCAUGAAGCAUCCUUGCAUGGGACUUUCUCAAGUUUAUUGAAAGAUUUUUGUUUGGCCCCUUUUAGGGGCCACCCUAGCUAAAAAAAAGAAAAACUUUUAAACGACCUCCUUAUGAACAGCUUGAUGGAUCUUCACCAAAUCUUGUCUGAAGCAUUUGUGCAUGGACAUCUCUCAAAUUUAUUCAAAUAAGCUAAAAAUAGAAAAACUUUUAAACGACUUCUACUCAAGAAUCACUUGUUCAAAGAAUUUUGUUUGGCCCCUUUUAGGGGAAUUAUCUCUCUCAAUACUUUUUCUUGUCAGGAGCAUACAGUCGAACUUCGAUGGCUCGAACUCGAGGGUCCCGUGGAAAUUAGUUCGAGUUUUCCGUUGUUCGAGCCAUCCAAAUGGUGGCCAUUUUAAAUUUGGGAAUUCGAGGGCAUGAUGUGUUACAAACCUUACAUCGUAAUAUAUUGUCAUAUUGUACCUAAAUGCGAGUAUGAUACGAUGAUAAAUAAAAAACGAACGCUGAAAUCUGCUUUAUUAUUUAUUUUCAAACAUGACAUGAUACGGAAAAAACACAAAUAAAACACUAAUAUAAUUAUAAGAAUUUGGUGAAGACAGCAUCAAAUAGAAAGACAUGAAUAACAAACCUUUUUGAAUCAUAGUCCAGUACAAAUAUUAUCAAAUUUAUUGCUUUCCGUAUCCGGGUCUUUUACUAAGUUGUUCAGCCAUGCUAAAGCAGUAUGAAAGUUGACGUCGGAUCUCCCGUUUUUAUGCAGAAAAAAAUAAAGACAGACGUAGUAUGUACAUUGCUCAAUCAUUUUAAAUAAUUUUAUUCGUAUAAAUCAAAGCCCAUUAAAGCAUUGCAGUGAACGAAAGUCACAUUAUUUAAUUUGUUUGUCGUAUACCGACGCUAAUUACGUAAGCGUGUGAAAAUUACGCACGCACCGAUUAAAGGCGAAUGUCAGGCAGAAGUGUGAAAAACUUUGUAAACACAAGCCAUCCCGGCAAAAAUUGUCUGUUCGACUGAACAGGUGUAAUUAUCUCUGUAAGUAAGCCGAGGGGACCACCAAAUGAGUUCGAGAGUUCGAAUUAUCGAAGUUCGAGCGAUCCGAGGUAGAACUAUAUAGAAUAAAGAAGGAAUAAAUUCGGGACUGGGCGAAGAGUUCGAGCGAUCCUGGGUGUUCGAAAGAUCCGAGUUCGAGCCAUUGAAGUUCAACUGUAAUUCUAAUUUUAUUGAAAAGAAUUAAUUUAAACUUUUCACAAUGAUAAGGGAUGAUAAGAGGUUGUGCGUAGUACAAGAAUAAUAACUUUGGCUAACCUCAUUUUUGAGUUAUGUCACUUGGUUACUCUUUAUUGUUUUGAAAUAAGUGUCAUUGCUCUUACUACUUUAGCUUUUAGUUGGUAACUUACGUCAAAGAUCAAGGCAACUUUGAACCUUUGUAAAAUAGAAUUUUCUGGAUUAUAACAUAUAUAUGCCUUUUAAUUAAGGGCUAAUCUGAGUUAUGUUGAAUCAUAAUUACCUUUUUGUUAUACGCCCGAAGGGACGUAUUAUGUUAUGACGCUGGUGUCCGUCUGUCCGUUAGCAAUUUCGUGUCCGCUCUGUAACUCUUGAACCCCUUGAAGGAUUUCAAGGAGACUUUAAACAAAUGUUCACCACACCGACACGAUGUGCAGAGCGCAUGUUUUGGAUGUCUCGCUUCAAGGUAAAGGUCACACUUAGGAAUCAAAGGUCAUAUCAGUUUGUUUCGUGUCCACUCUGUAACUCUUGAACCCCUUGAAGGAUUUCAAAGAAACUUGACACAAAUGUUCACCACACCAAGAUGACGUGCAGAGCACAUGUUCCGGAUGACUUGCUUCAGGGUCAAGGUCACACUUAGGGGUCAAAAGUCAUAUCGUUUGUUUCGUGUCCGCUCUGUAACUCUUGAACUGCUGGAAGGAUUUCAAAGAAACUUGGCAGAAAUGUUCACCACAUUGUAACGAUGUGCAGAGCGCAUGUUCCGGAUGACUCGCUUCAAGGUCAAGGUCACACUUAAGGGUCAAAAGUCAUAUAUGACUUUGCUUUGUGUAUACUGCUCUGCAUUGCAGUGCUCUUGUUUUUAUUUGGCAGAUCUCUUUUUUGUACUCACAAUAAUUUUUUUUUGAAUUACUUCCCUUUUAUGUUACUAUAAAUAGCUUAUUUUGAAACUUUUUUUAUUAAUGGCCAUAAGGAAAAACCGAGACCACUUUUCUGUGUUUCAACACGGAUGGUACCUCCAAUUUUAAGGUGUAUUUUUACCUACCUGUACCUGAUAAGGAUUUUUUUGUAGACUUUGAAUAUUUUUUUUGUGGACCUAGAUUUGUUUUUUGAAGUUAUCUUUUGUUGUUCCGGUCCUUUGGGGCUACAACAGUCAAGUUCUUAAAAUUUUGCUCCCAUCCUAUGAUGUAAGCCUUCGGGCGUAUAUUGCCCCGCUUGGUGGCGCUCUUGUUUUUAUUUAUUUCAGUAUUGUCAGUGCUAUUCAGGCUAUUGAACUAAUUCAUGAUAGGAACAUUAUAUUUAUACUUGUAGAUGCGUAUGUAAUAAAAAGGUUAUUAUCUUUGCAACGAAAAAUAUGCACUCGUUCUUCUGCUAAAGAACUCGUGCAUAUUUCCUGAUACAAAGCUAAUAACCUAUAAAUAUUCAUAGUCUUAGAGGACUAAUAUUCGUGGUUGCUUCAGUCCAUGAAUUUAAUCCCAACAGACAGUAUAUUUUUGUGUUCCCACAUUCAUGGGGGAGAGGGGAAGGCACUGUAUAGCAUUGCUGUUGUCCAUACGUCCCACUGUCCAGAAAUCUUGUGUGUCCAACUCGUCCCACACUAUUAGCCUGAUUUGCUUCAAACUUUCACUGUUGAACAAGUUUGAUGUGCAGAUGAUCUUAAAACAAGGAACUUUUGCAAUGACUAUUUUAACUUUGAUAGUUUUGCUAUAUAGAAUAUGGAGAAAGUCUUGUUUGUCCAACUUCUCCCACUCUAUUAGCCUAAUUUGCUUCAAACUUUCACAGAUGAACAAGCUUGAUAAGCAAAUGACCAUAAAGGAAGGAACUUUUGUUGUGAGUAUGUUUACCACAAUUUUGGCCCUUUCAUAGUUUUGCUAUAUGGAAUAUAAGGAAAAAUCUUGUGUGUCUGUCUCCUCAAACACUUUCAAAAUUUAACAUAAAUCUGGAAGCAUGUCAUUAUAUGUCAUAAGGGCUAAAUGUCUCGCUAUUAAUAGGGCAGUACAUAAAUCAGGGCAUGUGAACCUUAAACCUUGUAGGUCCACACAGAGAAAAAAUAUAUUUUUACUACCAUUUUUCAAUCAUUCUUUUCAGUAAAGGGGCAUGUUUUUUAUUUGAAUGUUAUUUUUAUCUGUAUCAAGCAUUGAGAAUUUGUGUUACAAUAUUGCUAUACUGCUUCAAGAAUUGUUAAUAGACUUGAAACUGCAAUAUAAGAAGAGCUUUGUCACAAUCUAUCUUACUCAAUUACUUGUAGUCUUUAUCUCCAGCAAAUGUACUUAAAAUGGUAAUUGGGUGAUUUACUGCAUAUGUAACUUUUUGACAGAAUGUUAAAAUGAGUAUCUUAACAUAGAUAUGUUGUUGAUUUCAUUGUUUAGUGGUAUCAUUAAUUACAUUGUACACACAUACGAGGGGCAUUCAAUAAAUACCCGGAAAAGUGCUCUCAAUUCUUCAUGUAUCAUCAAAAAUAAAUAAAAAUGCUACAAAAUGUAGACUAGGGAAUACUGAGUUGAUAUGUCAAAAUUAGAUUGUCUUUGGAUAAAUAAUAAGUAAAUGCGAGUUCCCAUGGCAACGUCAUGUGACGUCAUCCGGCCCAAUUUUGUCUCUUUUUCUGUUUUACAUGCGCUAAAACAUUACUUGCCACUUACCUAUUUUUCAAGCUACCUUUUCUUAAAUUGGGUGAAUAUUGGUAUGGAAAGUAAGCGUUACGCCAAUAACGUCAAAUUAAAAAUGUGACAUCAUUAAAAUAUUUGGCAGGCAUAUUGAGUUGGUCGUCGCUUGAAAAUCAGUGUUGAACGGAGAUGUGAGAUAACAUUUUGUGUUCUGAAUCAAAAAUCAAGGAAAGAGACAAAUGCUAUGCUGAAAAAGGUUUAAGGGACAAUGCCCUGAAAAAAACAAAAUUUUAUUAGUGGGACGUGACGUUUAAAAGUGGUCAGGAGAAUAUUGCUGACGACUUGUGUUACAGACAUGAAAAAUAACGUUCAGUCACAUUUAAUAAAUUAAAGAGCUCCUUGAUAGGGCAUCAGUUCAGUGUCAAAUUUCUUCAAUUUUCUUUGACAGUAACAUCAUAUGAACAGUAUUUAUUUAUUCUUAGGAAGGUGUAUAAAUGCAUUUAAUUGUGAUAAACAUUGAAUCAAUGGUAAUCACGAGUUGUAUUGAUUAAUUGAGUGUGAUAUAACAGCAUCAUAAUGACUUUGGGCCGCUUUUGAGGUGAUGGCGUUGCCUAGGAGACGACAAAUAAAUAUUGUGCAUGUUCUCAAAUCUGUAAUUUAGGUAUUUGCAUUCAGUAUGUUCAUAUCCUUAAUAUUUUCAAAUGUUACCAAAAUGAGACCAGAAAUAAAGAAAUGAGAGCACUUUUCCGGGUAUUUAUUGAACACCCCUUGUACUGUUAUAUUCACAUCAUGUAUAAUUGUAGAUUUUACAAAUUCUAAAUGAGGAGAUAUGCAAGAUUUUCCAAGAUGGGAAAUUAAGUGUCAUCAAAGUAACAAUGUCCUAUACUUUAUCUGUUCCGAGGUGUAUAAUCUGACGUUAAU
This is a messenger RNA of Mercenaria mercenaria, 6934 nucleotides long. RefSeq lists its product as uncharacterized. The transcript is spliced from 3 exons. NCBI's taxonomy places the organism in Eukaryota, Metazoa, Mollusca, Bivalvia, Venerida, Veneridae. The coding region runs from base 24 to 1193 and encodes 389 amino acids. The record is from RefSeq and is a predicted model, not a curated record.